GUCAGCUGAUAAAGUGAUAUGUACAUGGUAUAUAUACAUAUAAUUGGCGAGCCUACAGCAUUCGUUUACAACGUUAUCGAAAAUUUCUUUCGACUUUCUUGUCGAAGAGCGUGCAGAGACCUCCCAUCGACAUGUCUCGUUUGAGUUUCAAUGAAAUAAAGCAGUUCGAAGACAGUACGAACGAUGCAGACAUAAUCAAAAGUAUCAUCGAUACGGAGUGCGAAGAGGAACCAUUCUACAUUCUCGAUGUGGCCGAUGUGAUAGAAAAACAUAAAGAUUGGAUCAGUAAAAUGCCAAGGGUUACACCUCACUACGCGGUCAAGUGUAAUCCGGAUCCCACGGUCAUCAAAAUCUUGGCAGCCAUGAAUGCCAGUUUCGACUGCGCCUCCGAGCAAGAAAUAAGACAGGUGAUGAAAUACGGUGUGAUAGCUGAACGGAUUAUCUUUGCGAAUCCAGCUAAAUGCCCGUCUCACAUCAAGUUUGCCAAGAAGAUGAACGUCGACAAGAUGACGGUCGACAGCGAGAUAGAACUGCUGAAGAUCAAUGACCUUUUUCCGGAGGCGAAAAUAGUGAUUCGUAUUCGUUGCGAUGCCAAGGUUACGCAAAUACCGCUUGGUUCGAAAUUUGGCUGCGAUCCGGGCGAAGAGGCUGUGCGGUUGAUACAAUUCACUAAAAGUCUCGGCUUAACUUUGCACGGCUUCAGUUUUCAUGCUGGCAGUCCGUGCGGUGAAUUGAAAGCUUAUAGUAGAGGUAUUGCAAUGUGCAAAAGACUGGUAGCCAUCGCCAGGACAAUCGGUUUCAACGAUGUACAACUGAUCGACAUUGGGGGUGGUUUUCACGGGGAAACAGGAUCGUGUAUAGAUAAACUCUCUAGCGUCAUCAAUGAUGCCAUUUUGGACAUCGAUCCCAGUAUUACGAUCGUCAGUGAACCAGGACAAUAUUACGUGGCAUCCGCGUUUACUCUCGCCUCCUAUUUGCAUACGAAGAAAAUUGUCCCCCGUGGAGAGAAAAUGAUCAGAAUGUAUUAUAUGAAUUGUGGAGUGUAUAAUUCAUUUGUAGAGGAGCUGUUGGAUUUCAAAUCAAGAAUACCAAUUCCAUUGUACAAGCCAACGAGCGACGAGAAAUAUCUUUCCUUUGUUUGGGGUCCAACUUGUGAUUCUUUGGAUUGUAUAUUGAAGGAUGUGCUUUUGCCAGAAUUUCAAAUUGGUGAUUGGUUGAUUUGGAGAGAUAUGGGAGCCUACAGUAUAUCUCUCUGUUGUCCAUUUAAUGGUUUUUCCGCACCCCGAGUCUAUCCAAUUAUAAGAGAUAGUCAAUGGAAAUCGUUCACCACCUACAUCAAUGCAGGACAGAAAUCACAGAAGCCUAUCAGCUGGAAGAAUGGAGUAGAGAAUGCAUUUACAAUUAAAACAAGCUGAUAAUGAUAUUAGUCUAAGGUUAUUACAGUAUCGUACUUAUUUCCUGCAAUACUAGAUUAUACAGCUAAGGUUAUUUAUAGAAUUAUUUAUAGCAUUUCCAACGUUCAUUAUUUUAAGUAAUACAUAUGUUAAAACAGAAA
This is a messenger RNA of Osmia bicornis bicornis, 1555 nucleotides long. Its product is annotated as ornithine decarboxylase 1-like. The record is from RefSeq and is a predicted model, not a curated record. Gene Ontology annotation, cellular component: cytoplasm. The transcript is spliced from 8 exons. Gene Ontology annotation, molecular function: ornithine decarboxylase activity. Lineage: Eukaryota; Metazoa; Arthropoda; Insecta; Hymenoptera; Megachilidae. Bases 132 to 1415 code for a protein of 427 amino acids.